AUGGAGAAGAAGCUCUGCGAGUCGGUUCAGAAGGUGGACCAAAUCACAGAACUAAAGAGGAAAUGGAACUUGUCAGUCAGCACUGCUUUGACGACUCAUUCUGACAGUGACGAUGAUAUUUGGAAGGAGUACAAAGAAGAUAUGCAUCGUUUUGGUGUCCCCAAAAAUGACAUUCAAACGUUCUCAAGUGCCUUGAGGGCCUACAUUAUCAGCCUCCAUCGAAAGGGGUUGUUGGACGAGGUCGAGCCUUCUGAGAGAAACAUUGAUAGACAAUCAGGCCCUUAUUCCAUGCCAAAAAGCACCCCCAAAAAAGAUCCGGAAACGUACAAAAAAGAGGAAAUUGCAAUAAAGAAUGCCUACCAAUCAUAUCUUCAAAAUCAAAAUCAAAAAAUUAGCGCGUUGGCGCGAGAAUUUAACGCGCCUUAUCGCCGCUUAGUUGCUCGGAUUCAUGGUAAAAAGUCGUACCAUGAUCGCUUCGCAACGAAUUCGUUAUUAUCGGAAGCCGAAGAACGCGCAGUAAAAGCAUGGAUUGAGCAGCUGGAUACCAUAGGCACACCUCCUACAAAUAGAAUGAUUACAGGAUGCGCGAAUGCCAUUCUUGCGCGAGCAAAUCCGCAUCUCGACCCCCCGCCCACGGUUGGCCCAAACUGGGUGUACGGCUUUCUGAAGCGAUUACCGGAUGACUACGAACGAGUUGAACAAAAACCAAUUGACCCUAAGCGGCUUAGUGCUCAAGAUCUUGGUGUCCUACAGACCUGGUUUGACCGUCUUAAAAUUCAACUCGAUACUAAGAAGAUUACACCGUCAAAUAUUUGGAAUUUUGACGAGACCGGGUUCCGUGUUGGACAAGGAAAAGGGGAGACAGUUGUUACACGAUUUGGUCAAUCUCGUACGAGAAUUGCAAGCGCAUCUUCACGAGAAUCUCUAACGCUUAUUGAGUGCGUAAGCGCCAGUGGAAAAGUGAUUCCUCCACUCAUUAUUCUUGCGGCAAAAAAUCACCUAGAGGAAUGGUAUCAACACCUUAAAGAUGAGGAUUAUUUGAUUGCAUAUUCCAAAGCAGGAUACUCCAAUAGCGAGCUCAUCUUUGAAUGGAUUCAUCAUUUUGCAAUUACAACCAAGAAAUACGCCGGAAACAGUUGGCGAAUGCUUUUUAUGGACAAUUUUGAGGCUCAUAUUACGUACGACUUAUAUGAGUAUUGUAUAAGCAAAAAAAUCCUUGUUUAUACAUUUCCGCCAAAUACAACUCAUAUUCUGCAACCAUUGGACGGUGUGCCUUUUCAAAACUAUAAGCAUUUCCAUGGUGUUGAGGUCAACAAUCAAGCACGCGCUGGAGGCGUGGUUUUUGAUAAAUAUGACUUUUUAUACAACUUACCAACUGUUCGCAACCAAACCUUCACCUCCAAGAUUAUACGCGCCGGAUUCCGGGAUCGAGGACUUGUUCCGUACAAUCCAGAGAUUGUAUUUGAAAAGAUUGGUGCUCAAGAAAUUAUUGAUACUAUUCCUAUAUUACAAAUAUGGAAUGGUGAUGAACCAGAUAUCCCUAGCUCACCAACAACCCAAUCUAUGUCGCCACCUCUUGAUGCGUACAAAUUUAGCCGGCAUGUGAAAAAGAUUGAGAAAGAUUUGGAUGAGAUUAAGGAGAAAAUAAAGGAUAUAACUCCAAAUCUUGAGCGCCGCGUUCAACGUAUCAUGAAGAGCAGUCUUGUUAAUGCUCAUCUACAAGCGCAAAGCAAGGCUCAUAUCAAUCAACUCCUAGAUCUCAAUCGGCGCAAGGCAAAGGCCAAAUCGCGACGCCAAAUAUUGAACAUAGGGGGUGUUCUUUCCGUACGAGAUGCUAAUAAGCGAAUUGAUGCGCGUAAAGCUGAAGAAAUCAAAAAAAAAAAGGAGGACGGAGGAGCGCGCUCGGAAACAGCGGAUCAGACAGGCAAAAGAAACCGCUUCACAAAUUGCUCAAUCUAACGAUUUGAGCGCUGUUAUUGAUGCUCAAAUUAAUGAGGGAGAGCAGCCGGACGAGAAUCCUUUUUUUUAUCUAGAUCCGAAUCCUAGUUCAGUGUAAAAAUGUCAUUUUUGGUGUUUAUGGGU
This is a messenger RNA of Talaromyces stipitatus ATCC 10500, 2082 nucleotides long. RefSeq lists its product as uncharacterized. NCBI's taxonomy places the organism in Eukaryota, Fungi, Ascomycota, Eurotiomycetes, Eurotiales, Trichocomaceae. The coding region runs from base 1 to 1959 and encodes 652 amino acids. Gene Ontology annotation, cellular component: nucleus. The transcript is spliced from 2 exons. The record is from RefSeq and is a predicted model, not a curated record. Gene Ontology annotation, molecular function: DNA binding.